GUUUUCUUUUUCAUUGCUUAUGUUUAUAUUUUUUUAUGCUAGCUUGAGAGAAAUCACAUAUGGCAGACUAAUAUAUAUUGGGCUCAGUCAUCCAAAGAAAUGAGCACGGAAGACCCUGUACACAGCAGUAAUGCCUGGAUUGUCUUAUUUAUCGCCGAGUCUAUCGUGAUCGUGAUAAGCAACGCCCUCACUCUUUUGGCAUUUGCUAAAAUCCGCCAUCUACGCAAGCGCAGUACGUACCUAAUAAUAAACUUAGCUGUGGCAGAUUUGUUGGUGGGCGCCCUGACGGUGCCUAUUUCAGUACUGUAUUUUCGUAAAGAUGAAGACCGAGUCCUCUACUUAGGAGUCCUUAAAACAACAAUUAUAUUCAUCUUCCCGCUAGCCUCGCAAGUGAAUCUUUGUUUGAUUUCCAUGGAGCGCCUACAUGCAACCCUUUUCCCAUUCAGACAUUGCUUGAUUGGAAAAUGGUUUUACUAUAGAGGUAUCAUGGGCAGUUGGUUGAUUAACUUCUUCUUGACAGCUAUUAUGGCUUGGUUGGACAUCGCAGACAUUCAUCCAGAGUUCUUGUACGUUCACGGCACACUGAUUGCGCUUUUUGUGGUUUUUAUCGCGGUUUCUCACAUAACAGUUGUCAUAAAGGUUCAAAGCAGCCGUCACUCUCCACCAUGUGGCUCAAUACUCAAAGAACGGAAGCUUACAGUUACACUUUUCAUAGCCACUGGAGUUUCUGUACUGACUAUUCUGCCUUUCGCCAUCAAUUCUACCCUGCCAGUCGAAACACCAGAUAGAUUGACCAGCAUUUCGAUCCACGUUGACUUGGCAUUGGUGGCACUUUAUCAUUUGAAUUCAAUUGUUAAUCCUUUCGUGUAUGCAAUACGAUUGCAGGAGUUUAGAGAUGAAAUCAGGAAGCUUAUCACUAGAUGAGUCAAAGCG
Messenger RNA from Pocillopora damicornis (cauliflower coral), 933 nucleotides. Its product is annotated as trace amine-associated receptor 5. The record is from RefSeq and is a predicted model, not a curated record. Gene Ontology annotation, biological process: G protein-coupled receptor signaling pathway. Gene Ontology annotation, molecular function: G protein-coupled receptor activity. Lineage: Eukaryota; Metazoa; Cnidaria; Anthozoa; Scleractinia; Pocilloporidae. Gene Ontology annotation, cellular component: plasma membrane.